This is a messenger RNA of Punica granatum (pomegranate), 2637 nucleotides long. NCBI's taxonomy places the organism in Eukaryota, Viridiplantae, Streptophyta, Magnoliopsida, Myrtales, Lythraceae. The record is from RefSeq and is a predicted model, not a curated record.
AUGAUCGGAGAAGCUCGGAUUGUGGUACGUGAAUAUGAUUCUAAAGGGCAGAGAAGAGAUGCAUUCUGCCAUUUUCACGGGCAGAGGCGACACUGCAAUGGCUUUCAUCUCUGUGCUCCUUUUGCUUCUUGUUUGGCUGGUAGCUUGGUGUGUCUCUUUGUUCAAUUGUUUCUCGCUGCCUCGUCGCAUCCCAAGUCCCCAGAGACGGUCUCCAGCUGCAACCCGGCAACCCAGGAAUUGACCUCUAGCGUGAAGCCAUCGUCCCUCUUAUUGGGUUACGAGGACGAUGAAGAGCUCCGAGAGGAGGAAAAGAUCAGGCCCGAGCUUCUCCAAGGAACCGAACAAUCAAGGAUCUCCGUACCAAUCUUCUCCAGCAACUAUGCUUUGAGCGAGUGGUGCCUUGAUGAGCUUGCCUUCAUGGCGGACUCUAGGAAUUGGAGAAAGGAGUACGACCUCGUCACCGUUCACAAGUGGAGGAGCGCUCUUGCAGAUGUUGGAUCGCUCCGGGGUUGGGAACUAAAGAAUGUGCCUAACGGGCAUCAACGAGACCUGACAAAGCUAGUGGCUGCUCGAGUUUUCAGAGAACUUAAAAAGGUUUAUCUGGUUGUGUCGAACAGCUUAGUUGGCAUCGAGGUUCGCUUUGUGUCAGUCAUGAGAUUGUUAGAUAUCGGUGUGGAUGAUGUGAGAAACGUUGGGAUCUAUGACAUGGGCGGAGCUGGAAAGAUUACCCUCGCCAAAAACCUGCUGACUGCCGAUAUCUCUAGCACAGUUGAAGGAAUCCACGAGCUUAGACACAGGCUGACGGGCUCAAUGCGCUGGCGAAUAGGAUCUACAAACUCAAAGGACUUAAUCAAGAUCAAGCUGUCCAGCUCUUCUGCAAGCAUGCAUUUAGGAAAAAGUUCGCCUACUGAUGAUCUAAUAGCUUUAUCAAAAGAUAUCGUGGAGACAACCGGGGACCUUCCUUUAGCUGUUGAGCUGAAGGACCUUAACCUCAGCUUCUGCAAUCUGCUGAUGACUACUCCUCACUUCUCCAUGUUUCUGAAUCUGGAGACGCCGAUCCUUGAAGGUUGCGAAAGAUUGAAAACAGAUUGUUCAUGUAUUGAGAAGCUACCUCAUCAGUUGGGCGCUCUCGAAGCAUUGACUAAGCUUAUCAUCGAUGGUACUUGUGUCGCACGAAUGCUGAACUUGGGAAGUCUGAAGAACUUUGGAACUCUUAAUGCUAAGACGUGUAGAUUUCUAGCCGAGAUUCCCACCUCUAUCAGUCAACUGAACUCUCUUUGGCACCUCGCUCUCGAUUUCACUGGUGUUCAUAAAGUUCCAGACUCGAUCUGGUCCCUAGUGAAACUUCGGCAACUAUCAUUAGGGGAUUGUCAUUCAUUGGCAGAGCUACCAGGUUCCAUUGGAGAGUUGAAGUCAUUGCUUGAAUUGAGUUUAUUGGAAACAGGAGUCAUGAGUUUACCAGAAUCCAUUGGCGAGUUAUAUAACUUGGAGGUACUAAAUAUUGAUGCAGGUAACGUAAGUCGUAUACUGAACACUCUUGGAAAGUUGGAGAAACUCAGAGUGCUAAAUGCUUCAAAGCGCCACCACGCUUAUGGACAAAUCACUGCUGGUCUGGGACUAUUGCCCCUUCUGAAGAUCUUGCGGUGCCUCGCGACAGUGGGACUGUUCUCCAAUAAAUUGGAGAAGCUGGAAAUUUUAUCGACAAAUAUUAGUACUUUGCCUUAUGAGGCCUGUGCCCUUUCUCGACUCAAGAGAUCGCCAGAUCUUUCUAACUUGAGUAAUUUAACGGAGUUAUGUCUACGUAAUUACCCAGAGCUCACAGAGAUUCAAGGACUUGGGAAUCUAGUGUCCCUGACAAGUUUGUUAGUGGCAUCCUGUUCAGGUAUAACUAAGCUUGACAGUCUCCAAAUGCUCGUACUUUCAGCAUUUCUAGUGAUUUCUUGCUGUGAAAACCUUGAGAGGCUAUCAGAUUUAUCGAAGCUGAAGAAGUUUUCCACGAUGAUCAUUAGGGGCUCUGGGAAGCUAGUCCAAAUUCAAACACUCGAUAGUUUCUGUGCCUUGAAAAAGAUGGAGGUCACUGGCUGCAAAUCCAUAGAAACAUUGCCUGACCUGUCGAACGUAACUCAGUUGCAAGACGUGCUUAUUGAUGAUUGUGAGAAGCUCAAAGAACUUGAAGGGCUUAAAUGGUACAAGGACUUGAAGAGCUUGACGGGUUGGAGGUCUUAUGGCAGCUGCAGUUUUCCAGUUCUGCUGAAGCUCAAAGGGAUUGAACAGUUACAAGCGUUGUUGACAGUAAAUAUCUCUGAAUGUAAUGAGAUCAAAAAGUUACUGGAUCUGUCAAGAAACAGCGAAGAGCUCUUAUUUGGAACAUUAUGCAUAUCUCUGGUGCAACAUAAAUGUGGCAAUCCUCAGGACGACGCAUCUGACUAUAUUUCAUUGAACGAAGGUCUGUUUCCAAAAUCUUUUCCAAAGGUUCUUUGUGGUUCACUGCAGACCAGAUGGAGGGGAGCAGUUUCUGGCCUUAUAUGUGGACAGCCCCUGAAACUUCUCAAAUUGGAGAAGAAUUAUUCGUUCCAGAAUGCAGCUUUUAGUUUAACUCGAUAUAUGCAAAGUCCUUCGCUCAGUAUGGACUGUUGA